AUGACAGUGGAAGUGGCGGAUGAGGUGUAUUUCCCUGAAAACAAGCACGUCUACACCUUCGAACUGGAACCGGACACUCUGAAAGUGAUCACGGACAUUCGGGCCAAGUUCGGAAGGCCCGGACUCGUGUUUGUCCACAGCGGACCGAUCGAGAGACUGGGAGUGGCGGAUGCGAUGAUAAAAGUGGUCCGAUGGAACACCGAACGGAAUAUCAUUGCGCCCAAGGAGGUCUACCUUCCGUUCACUGGAUUCAAGAUUGAGAUCAAGUGCGAUCGGUGAGUUUUUUUUAAAUCUGUUUCAAACAUUCCUUAUCGAGAAAGUUAAAGGAUCAUAAUCGAUAAUUAUGCGCGGAAAUAUAACUUGAAAUUCUCAACUUUUUGUCGGCAGAUUGAUCGAUUUCUCGUUAAAGUACAUAUAUCAUCAGAAAGUCACGAUGAAAACUUCAAUUAAGACAAAUUUUCACUGUAAAAACUUGAGAUCAUACUGUAGUGCAACAAUUUCAGCAACUGGUACGGGCCGCAAUGCAACCGACCGUGCGACGGACACAUGGCCGGCCUGCUGGGCCUCCGCUGCAACGAACAAGGAUUUCCGGGAUGUUUGGAAGGAUGGCACGGAGAGAACUGCGAGAAGAAGAUCUCGAAUCGGCUGCCCGAGUGCAGAUGCGAGAACCGAGGAGUGUGUGCGUCGACGAGAACGAUGAGUGGGAGGAGCGAGCUGAUCUGCGAGUGUCCGAUCGGAUUCGAGGGACGGAAGUGCGAGACGGAGGGCUUCGACUACGUGGACGAGAUCGAGUACCCGAUGAAAGAGAUUCAGGGCAAGCGGGCGCUUUUCGAGGAGUUCUUCAAUGGUACCGCUAGCAAGCUGCUCAACGAACUUGCCUAG
Molecule: messenger RNA, 882 nt
Organism: Caenorhabditis sp. 36 PRJEB53466
Lineage: Eukaryota; Metazoa; Nematoda; Chromadorea; Rhabditida; Rhabditidae
Source: the annotation of a GenBank genome assembly